UUGGUCAUGUAAAGAACCAUCUACAGCUAUCCUAAUAUAUAUACAGAGAAGAGAGAGAAGAUUUCGAGUCCUCCUUCUUCUCCACAUUCGCAAAAUCUUCUGCUAUUCUUACUGUGAUUGUUGUUAUUUUUGUUCCGUUAUAUGUAUACAUAUAUUCUGAAUCUUUUUAUUUUUGUUUUUUGGUGAGUAUAUAUUCUGAUUAUUGCGAUUGGAAAAUGUAUGAGUAGAAAAGGGAAAUCAGAUGGAUUUGGAUGAUCGCAUCGUGUAAUUAUAGAAAGAGAAACAAGAGACUAUGGAGCAGCACGCCAAACGGCCUUGUAUGAGAGGCAGUACCUCCUCCAAAGAAGAAGAAGAAGAAGAGAAAGUUGUUGAGGAUACGGCUGCCUCUGACAAAGAAGAAGAAAUGGAGGAAGAGACAAAAGAUGAUACUGAUAUCGAUGAAUAUGUACUGGUUGAGCCUAGACGCUUCAUGACUGAUGAAGAAAUUCUUGAACAUCGGAGGCAGGUUAUUGAAAGCGACGGAUUCGAUGUUGAGAGGUUUGAAGGCAGGCUACCUGGUUCAAUUAAGCCCUAUAAGUUGACCGAAGCAAGAUGCCCUCCCUUGAUAGGUUUUUCCAAGCAAGCUUUGAAAGUCUACAAUGAGAACAACAAAACAAAAUUUGAAUUUUAUGAGCUUAAGAAAGCAAAUUCUCAAGGUGUUGCUGGUGUAAUGUUCUACAUUACUUUUGAGGCGAUAUCUGGCGAUAUAAUUGGAACCUUCCGUGCUAGGGUAUGGAAAAAGAUAAUGAACCAAGGUUCGCAGGUUAUGUCCUGUGAGAGGCAUUUGUGAGUUUGUCAAGUAUAAAUAUUACAUGAGCUUUUUUGUUAUGGUUUUGUUUGUUUAGACUAGUUAGAUUAAACUAGUGAGAUAUAGCACAUAAUCCCAAUCACCUUUGGAUCUUAAUUUGUUCCUAAUGGUUUUGCCUUUUAAAUAUUCUGCCCAAAGUAGACAUUGACUAAUUCUCUAUCUAUCAUCCAUAUAUUGGUGAAUGUUCACAUCUAUUGACAGAA
This is a messenger RNA of Arachis ipaensis, 1050 nucleotides long. Its product is annotated as UPF0725 protein At1g23960. The record is from RefSeq and is a predicted model, not a curated record. Gene Ontology annotation, molecular function: cysteine-type endopeptidase inhibitor activity. Lineage: Eukaryota; Viridiplantae; Streptophyta; Magnoliopsida; Fabales; Fabaceae.